This is a messenger RNA of Daucus carota subsp. sativus, 2052 nucleotides long. RefSeq names its product E3 ubiquitin-protein ligase MBR2. The record is from RefSeq and is a predicted model, not a curated record. The coding region runs from base 197 to 1831 and encodes 544 amino acids. The transcript is spliced from 6 exons. Gene Ontology annotation, molecular function: ubiquitin protein ligase activity. Lineage: Eukaryota; Viridiplantae; Streptophyta; Magnoliopsida; Apiales; Apiaceae.
AUGUGUGUGCAUAUUUGUUUUGUGUUUGUUGUAUGUGCAAGUAAUAAAAAGGGAUGGUAGUCUUGUUUUUAAUGGCUUAAAUUGCGGAGAAAACAGAUAGUUUCUUUGUUGGGAAGUUCCCUAAGCUGAGAAUAAACAAAGAUUCAAUUUUAUUUCUUCUUCUUUCUGUUCAGAAAAUUAAGAGUAUACACGUUAUAUGGAUAGAUUUUACGGAAAAAGAGCUGUUGGUGGACUCUGUGUUCCUAAGAAUGCCAGCCUUGUUUCGAGAGAUGCAGACAACAGAAAUGGAGAUGCUCAAUUCUGCAAUAGACUUGGAUGUAGUGGCAGGCUUAAAUAUACUAAGGCCCCCCAAAUUGGAAGCCCUAGGAUACCCAAACCUUUGAGGCCAUCUACGCGGUCGACAAGUGCUAAAGAAUCUCGUGGAAGUAUUUCUAGUACUUCCUCUGUUGUCAACAUUGCAAAAAUUAGAUACCCAGAUUCUCGCAGAAAAUUGCGUUCAGAAGUAGAAAAAGAAACAUCAGAUAGUAGCAGGUCUCAAAAUGAAAUAGAAAUUCAGGAGCUUACUGAUUCACAAAGAACAAAAGGCAGAGGAUUCCAAUCAGAACCAAGAGAAUCUGAGUCUGGGAUUGUUCCAUCUGUUAAAGUAAGGAGCUCUAAUGUAGUAUCAAAAGCUAGAAACCCGAAUUCUUUCUAUAAAAGACCUGGGCUGACCAAUCAAGAUGCUUUACCCAGCUCUUCUAGUUCUCCAUCUGGGAGCAAUGACCAAGGGCCAAGUGGCUCUACGAAUGCUAGUCGUCAAGGAUUGAGAAGCCUACGCACUUCCAUAUCAGCCGCACUCCGCCCAGGUAGUUCGUUGUCUGAAUCAAACAUUAGUAAAAAGAAGGAUAUUGUAAAGAAGAGAAGCCCUGAACGAGAAGCCAGCUCCUCUAGCGGAGGGAAGAACAAAACUAGUGAACAACCUUCUGAUGGUGGACAUAUCUCUAAUCCUACCAAUGGCUUCACCUUUCCAGAUCAUAGAAGAAACAGAAAUUUGCCUUCUAGAAGGGAAAAUGGUGUGACAUCAGCUCAGUCUCGUAGAUUACCCAACAGUAAUACUAGGACAGGGCACCCCAGUCUAGUUAAUAGAACCAUUUUGUCAUCAGCUGAAGCCUCUGUUUUCAGGCGACAAAUGCCACGGUCUGAAAGAAAUAUAUUUGCUAAUGCUAAUUCAUUGCGCGAAGAAGCUUCCUCAGGUGGGUCAAGUUCUUAUAGUCAUUCUAGCAGUGGCAAUUAUGAUGACCAUGUGACGACAACACCAUCAGCUGAUCUUGGCAUUGCCCGUUUAGUGAACCGUGAUGGCGCGCAACAAUAUAACAUGGAUAAUAUUGCUGAGGUAUUAUUAGCUCUAGAAAGGAUUGAACAACAAGAUGAAGAACUUACAUAUGAGCAAUUACUUGCUCUGGGAACAAAUUAUUUCUUUGGUGGUCUUGGCGUUUAUGACCAGCACAGGGACAUGAGGCUGGAAAUUGAUAAUAUGUCAUAUGAGGAAUUAUUAGCUCUAGAGGAGAAGAUGGGUAAUGUAAGCACUGCACUUUCGGAGGAUGCUUUAUUGAAAAGUGUGACAAUGAGUACGUACCAGCCUGUAUGUUCAGAUGAAGAGGAAGCUGCAAGCAGCGUCAAGGGGGAAGAUACAAAGUGCAGUAUUUGUCAGGAGGAGUAUGUUGCUGGAGACGAAGUCGGGAAGAUUGGUUGUGAACAUGGAUAUCAUAUGGAAUGCAUAAAACAGUGGUUGCAGUUAAAGAACUGGUGUCCCAUAUGCAAGGCUUCAGUAGAGCCACGAGAAACAUCAUAGCUCUCUUUAAUAAAACCCUAUACCAAGUGUGGUGAUGAUGAUAAUAUAGGAUUUCUUCUAUACAUGUACAUAUCAUAUCUGGCAGGUCACUUUUUAUUCAUUAUAUGAUACUCCUCUGUAUAUACUUCAUACCAUUUCAUACUACAUAGUCAAUAACCCAGGCUUUAAGCUUUGCGGUUAAAGAAUAAUUACACUAUGUGCUUCAUUUUGUGGAUUUUGAA